This is a messenger RNA of Peronospora belbahrii, 387 nucleotides long. NCBI's taxonomy places the organism in Eukaryota, Oomycota, Peronosporomycetes, Peronosporales, Peronosporaceae. The record is from the annotation of a GenBank genome assembly.
AUGUUGGCUCGAUGUCUGCAAACUUUAUCUGGUACUUUAAAACUUGGUGUAGGUUCCAAUUCCAACUUGCUAGCUAUUCGGAAUGUAUCUGGUAAGAGUGUUCAUGAAGAUUGGAGAGAUUUCAACAACGUUGUUAAGGAACUUCGCAACAUUUCAAGGGAGAAUGGACUGGAAGGAGAAAUGCCAGACACAAAACUUUUGAAAGAGUUGGGCUAUGGAGCGUUAGUCAUGGCAAUUCGUAAGAAACAUGGAGGCGUUGUGGAAGUGGCGACCAAAAUGGGUGCACGCAAAGACCACCAGGUCGUUGAGGUGCAUAAGAAAAUAAGUGCACGUUGUACACGCCGGAAAAAACGAAAGGAGCGACUAGAUAUGCACGAUUUUUAUUAA